Nematostella vectensis (starlet sea anemone) is the source of this 5481-nucleotide messenger RNA. Its product is annotated as neuropeptide FF receptor 1. Gene Ontology annotation, molecular function: neuropeptide Y receptor activity. The coding region runs from base 2350 to 3444 and encodes 364 amino acids. Gene Ontology annotation, cellular component: membrane. The transcript is spliced from 6 exons. Gene Ontology annotation, biological process: G protein-coupled receptor signaling pathway. Lineage: Eukaryota; Metazoa; Cnidaria; Anthozoa; Actiniaria; Edwardsiidae. The record is from RefSeq and is a predicted model, not a curated record.
UAGUUUCCCAAAAUCUAACAAAUUUACUGGCAUGCAACAUGGCAUGCUUACAAAUGCAUCUGCUACGCGAAUCUGAUCAUUGCAGUAUUUAAUUAUCUCUAGUCUUGUUAAGGGAAAACGGUACCAGGCAAUAAGUCAGUUAACUUUGAGCAUUAUCUAAAUAACGGUGGAUUUUUAGCAGCCAUCUUGUAGUUAUUUGGCGCGCACACCAAGACAUUCGUGUGUUCUUUUGUACAACAUGGCUAACGAAAUUGUGCUAACGUCAGCACUUCAGUGUUCAAUUUCUUACUACGCGACGUUUUCCGAGACUUUUUCAAUGAGUUAGUUACAACACUUUUGGGUAAACAAAUAACUUUUUGGAUUUAAUGAAACUGUUAUUUGAAGAAUGCGAUAAGGUUUUCCAGUGAUCAGUUAUAAAGCUCCCGAUUCCUGUAGCCAACAUACGGAGUCACGUGAUCAAACAGAGUAAAAAGCCAUGAAGAAUACAAGUGGAGAAAAUCAAAAAACUUCAUGCGCCAAGAUAAACUUGAAUGUCGAAUUCAUGAUUGAUUGAUAACAUCUACCGCGCCACACACAAACACGCGAGUAUAGAAGGGACUAACAAAAUAUUAUAAAUUUAUUUAUCUUUUAUUUGUUCUUUUUUUUUAAGAAAGGACCAUCGUAAAAUAGCUAAUGCUCGCUUCUCUUAUAAAAUUCGUAAAUUUUCUAAGCGUGCUCAAAUACAACCUUUCACUUUGCUAUAAGAUAAAAAAAUGUUCAUGCAUAAAAAAUCGGGAUGCUUCACGUUAGAGCAGGGAAACGUUUGUGAUGUUUUUAUCUAAAAAACAAGGACUGGAUAACCCGCAAUAUAACACCAAAAAACGAUACUCCAAUUAGAAAAUCAAUCUCCAAUACACGAUUGUCUUAAGUGGUAAAGGUUUCCCCGUUCUCAGCUGGUAUUUAAAGCUGUUUUCAUUCAGUGACGCUAUCGAUCACCUUCCUUUGUGAAUGAUGGCUCCAGGGAUGACGUCAUUCAUUCACGACAUCGCAUUUUUCACAACUAGCCAGAAGACGGCCAAAGCCUUUAAAAAUUAUAAAAUUAAAAAAAUCCUUUUUUAUUUUGGGUUUAAAGAUUAAUAGCAUCAUCAAGACAUUUCCAGACUUUUCUAUAUUCAGAAGGGGAUUUGGAUAAUUCUACAAGCGUCGAUUGCAUGACAAAACCCUGGAGGCAAAAUGAAGAGUGAAUGGCAUUUCAACCCUAUUAUAAUAAUAAUUAUAAAAAAAAGUGACAGCAUUAAAAUGCCUGACGAAGGAAAGUUAGACACAAUUUUUAUUCAUUUUUAAAACUAUACCAUUUCCAAUUACCUUUUUUCUACGCUUCAACUCUCCAUAAGAAGACAAACUGAAUAAAAAAAAACAUUAACAUAGCGAAAGGAUAGACACAGAAGAUAGAUUCAGAACUGUUUUUUUUUAAAGGCGUCAGUAAGCAAAAAGCAAUCUUUCAAUUAAUCACACAGUACCAGUUUAAACGCUUAUCUUUCGCUAAUUAUAACAACAGAGUUUGUAGAAACAAAUUUACAUUUAUGAAAUACAAGGAAAAGAGGCAAUUCUCUUGCCAGAACACAAAACAAGAGAGAAAAAGGAGCUAUACUGAUUAGAUUAAAACCCCAAUAAAAUUUCGAAAACAACUUUUUUGUACGUUGUCUUAAUUCUACUCUAAUGCGUUUCGUGGGCGGACAAAAGUAUUUCGCACGACAACGAGAAACCGAGGGAAAUGGCGGGAAAAUCGAGUAUUCGUGUUUGCUAUGAAAACGGCGGGUAGAACUCUAGGCGUUCGUUUACUAGAAUAAGUUAUCUUUUAGUACAUCUUUUUUGUGAAAAGUGCAAUCGUCAUUUAGUCUAAUUGAUCAAAUUUACGUUAUUUUUAAAUAGAUAAAUCCUUCUUAAAACUUUAGGUCAAAUAAUGAAACCAAAAUAAGCACAUCUUUGAAUUAACAAGUCUUUAGUUUAAAAACACCAUGACUUCACUAAAUUCGACUAGAUCCGUUGAUUCACUUUCCAUUAUAUUCUAAGGAGGCCUAUCAAAAUUGUCUUGAAUAUGUUUGCGGCAAAGGGUUGAUAUGGACACGGUUGAUUAUUCGACGGAUAAAUCUUUUAAUUGGCCUAAUUGACCAGACUUGAGUCAUAUAAAAAGCUCAUUCACUUAGGUUGCCUAGAACCGUUUAGUCUUUGAAGUAAAAUGUAAGGUAAUUGAUUUACCAAGGUUGUCUAGCUUUUCUUCAAAACACUCGAUGUGCUAGCCACGCCAUCCAGUGCCAGUACCGACGCCAUCAUACAACUAGUCGCAGUGCAUCCAUUAAAAAAAGAACGAUGAACUUCACGACAUUAGGGCCAAGCGAAUUUCUCAACGGGACAAGCAAUUUAACCACAAAUGGAUCCGCUUUGGGUCCUGAAGGGAUGGCAAUGCUUCUGGCGAAGGAACCCCUUUGGUCGCUAGUCAUUCGCUACAUCCUCUCUUCUGCAAUCUUUCUUGUCGGUGUGGUUGGCAACAUCCUCGUGUGUGUGGUCGUCUACAAAAACCACAGAAUGCACACCGCCAUGAACAUGUUCCUCGUGAACCUCGCAGUAUGUGACAUCUUCGUGUGCGUCUUCAACAUCAUCUUCACGCUUAUUUACUUUCAAUUACAGUACUGGCCUUUUGGCCUCGUCUGGUGUAAGAUGCUACCGACUUUACAGAUCACUAACAUCUCUGCGUCUACGGGCUCCUUGGUUGCCAUGACAGUCGAGAGAUACCGUGCCAUUUGCAUGCCCAUGUCGAACCCAAUCUCCCGAACGCACGCCAAGCUCGCUAUCGCCCUUGCAUGGAUGGUUGGUUUCUUCGUCGCACUUCCUGAGGUAGGCGCGUACACACUCACCGGAGAAUACGGUUGCGGAGAACAAUGGCCCAUUCCUGAGCUUCAAAAGAUCUACUCAAUGUUCCUAUUCAUUGCCAUCUACGUAGUCCCUCUCCUUAUGCUGUUACCCGCAUACAUUCGUAUGAUCCUCAAGCUAUGGAUCGUUCAAGAAGAGGUGACGGUAGCGUCCAGCGGUAUAUCACAAGACCCGCAAUCGAUCAAGAGAAGGAGAAACGUUCUGAAGAUGAUGGCGAUCGUAGUGUUAUCUUACGGAGUGUGUCUGAUGCCUUAUCAUGCGGCCUUUAUCUGGUAUGACUAUGGCACAGGCAGCAUCACCCCUUGGUUUUGGAUACUUCUCUGCUACACCCAAAUCAUCUCGUGGUUCAACAGCUGCGUCAAUCCAAUUAUUUACUGGUUCUUCAGUGAACAAUUCUCCAAAGAGUUCAACAAAAUUCUCGGCUGCAAUAAAUUAAAGAGACUGCGAAAGCUCUCCUUCACACACAGUUCUUCAGAACAACAUCAACAAUUAUAUACAGCCAAUACUACGGUGAAGAACGCAUCUAGAGCAUGAAUACAAUAGGCGGAUAAACUACGAUAUAUUCUUGGGCGUGGUUUCGGUUAAAGUUACUGCCUGAUUCUGCCACUCAAUGUUCCAUGAAGAAGCCAGGAAUCACGUGAAAAAUAGAACAGGUUAUGUGUGCGAGAACAUACAGCUGGAAAAUGAACGCAGGCACCUAUUAGACAAGUAUAUAGCCGUUAUGCUAUAUUGGCAACUCCGACUAUGAAAAUAUGGCUUACAAAAACAUGUGUGUUGGUUAAUGUUAUCGUUAACAAAAGAUUUUAAAAAGAAAUCGACACAUUCAUUAUUGAAAUUCGUUAAUCAUUUAUUAUCUUCGCAUCAUUAUUUUAUUAUCAUGAAAGGGAAAUUCGUUAUUCAUUUGAUAUCUUUGAAAUAUCUACAAAAUAAGUUAAACUUUAGUCGACGACACUAUUUUUUUUAAACGUAAAAUCGAAAUUAAAACAAAACAAAUAAUGAACCUUACCAUAAUCUAAAGUAUAAAGGAUCAGAAAGUAUGUUAUUGUUCACGGUAACUUUAAUGUUUUAUCGUUUUAUAAGCUUAUUUCUUCUAAAGAUAAGAAAGAGAUUUUACCACUAAAGAACGGAGAAAUUUCAUAAUUUAUAUUUUUUGUGCACUAUCAAUUUCAUGAAUUUUACACACAUCCUGGAGUGUUUGUAUUUUGAGCAGCAGUUUCUUAAUCAUUUCAAUUAGUUUAGAGUUUUUUAUAACUUGUUUCCCUUGAUGAAGCCCUCUAAAACUCCUAUUCAAAUGCUGAAAACUCGCGAUUUUUAAGAGACAUGAAUGAUUCGUCCAGAAAAUAGUAGAAAGGGUUAUUGCGAACUUAAAAUUAUAUUCUAGUAAGUUGAUCUCGAUGCGUACUAAAAUAUAAUUAUAAUGAUAUGAGAAAUUAAAGCAAUGGAAUAGGGUGGUUGUGAAAGUUAUAGAAUGAAGUGAAAAAAAAUGUUUGUAACAUUUUUGUUGGUUAAAUAACUAACAAAAAAAGAAAAAAUAUGUAUUUACUUUAUUGCUAACAAUGUUUUAAAAAGCUGCAAUACAGCUUAAUUGUAGUAAAUUACAGUCACAAUUUCAAAAGUACUUUCUAAGCAAGAAAAAUGUUCCUUGCUUAAAAAGAACAAACUCAGUUGUCAACACAACCAAAGUCAUAAUACCAAAUUGUAGUUGUCCAUGGUAUGGAAGAGAAAAUGGGCAAAAGUCAAAAUAUAAAGGUGCUUUCGAAACGUUAGACUGAAGCAGUGAAAUUAUGCUUUGUAUUAUUUAAUUGUUCCUACUUGUAGGCUCUGAGGCUCAUCCAGGGAUUGAAGAUAAAUUUUAAGUAUAAAGUAAUUUUCAUGUAAAAAAAGGCUCAAUUCCAGCCGUUUCUGUCAACAUGCAGAACAUAACUGCACAUCUAGCUGAAUUUUGAGCCAUGGACAAGGUAUAAUAGGGGGAUUUGCGCUAAGAGAUCACUUGACUGUUCGUGUGACAACCAAGCACGCGCUCAGGCUUUUAGCGGGAAAAUAACAGUAACAAAAAACAACUUAUUCAGUGCUUACGAAAAAAGCCAGAAUUCUUUUUAUUUCAGAAAGGGUUUAGUUUCAUUUACAGAUAUUAGUUUUACUAAUAUCUGAGUUUUUAAUCUUAAUCUUUAUCGUUUUUAAUAUAUUAGUUUUACUAAUAUAUUAGUUCUCUGGUGUGACAGCGCAGUCAUUUCUGAUUUUUUUGUUUGAUUAUUUUGAUUUGAAUUUGCCACCCAGAAAGGUCAUGUGAUCUCUUAGGGAAGUCCCCAAUUGUGGAGUUGCUAUGUCUUGAAAUUCAGGAAUGAUUUUGCAAUCACAAGGAAAAAGGUUAAUUCCGAUAAAGUAGUAAGUAACAAGUAUCCAUAGUAUAUCCUAACUAGCUUGUUUUUUUUUCAUUCUCUUUAAAAAGAAUAUGUAGCCUGGAUUUGCCUUUUGGCAUUAGUUAAAUUCCUUGCACUAUACCCAUACCGGAAGAUGUAUAUAGUCUAUUUAUUGUGCAAAAAAGUAAAAAAUAAACAAAAAGGAUGAAGA